Balaenoptera ricei (Rice's whale) is the source of this 3387-nucleotide messenger RNA. RefSeq names its product 40-kDa huntingtin-associated protein. The transcript has a single exon. Gene Ontology annotation, biological process: vesicle cytoskeletal trafficking. Gene Ontology annotation, molecular function: protein binding. The record is from RefSeq and is a predicted model, not a curated record. Lineage: Eukaryota; Metazoa; Chordata; Mammalia; Artiodactyla; Balaenopteridae. Gene Ontology annotation, cellular component: early endosome. Bases 130 to 1272 code for a protein of 380 amino acids.
CGGGCGGCCGCGCCGGCGCGGUCGCGCGGUGGGCCGGAGCCCGACGCGGUGCGCGUCGCAGCCCGCCGCCGUCGCCCAGCACUUGCGCCCACUUGCGUCAGCGCGCCCGGAAAUGCCUAGGCGGCGAACAUGGCGGCUUCCGCGGCCGGCCUGGGCGGCGGUUCGGGCCCCGGGCCUGAGGCCGGGGACUUCCUGGCGCGCUACCGCCAGGUGUGCAACAAGCUGAAGAAGCGGUUCCUGCGGAAGCCGAACGUGGCGGAGGCCGGCGAGCAGUUCAGCCAGCUGGGGCGCGAGCUGCGCGCCCAGGAGUGCCUGCCGUACGCGGCCUGGUGCCAGCUGGCCGUGGCCCGCUGCCAGCAGGCGCUCUUCCACGGGCCCGGGGAGGCGCUGGCGCUGACCGAGGCCGCGCGCCUCUUCCUGCGGCAGGAGCGCGACGCGCACCAGCGCUUGGCCUGCCCCGCCGCCUACGGGGAGCCGCUGCAGGCCGCCGCCGCCGCCCUGGGCGCCGCCGUGCGCCUGCACCUGGAGCUAGGCCAGCCGGCUGCCGCCGCCGCGCUCUGCCUCGAGCUGGCGGCCGCCCUGCGCGACCUGGGCCAGCCGGCCGCCGCCGCCGGCCACUUCCAACGCGCCGCGCAGCUGCAGCUGCCCCAGCUGCCCCUGGCCGCCCUGCAGGCGCUCGGCGACGCCGCGUCCUGCCAGCUGCUGGCGCGCGACUACAGCGGCGCCCUGGCGCUCUUCACGCGCAUGCAGCGCCUGGCGCUGGAGCACGGCGCCCACCCGCUGCCGCCGCCGGGGCCGCAGCCCCCGCCGCAGCCGCAGCCCAAGCCGCCGGGGCCGCAGCCCGGGGCCGGCGCGGCCUCCGCCCCACCGCUCGCGCUGCUCCCGCCCGGCGCGGGCUCCGCGGCCGCGGCCGCGCCCUCCCCCGCCGCGCUGGGCGCCUUCGCCGACGUGCUGGUCCGCUGCGAGGUGUCCCGCGUGCUGCUGCUGCUGCUCCUGCAGCCGCCGCCCGCCAAGCUCCUGCCGGAGCACGCGCACACCCUGGAGAAGUACUCCUGGGAGGCCUUCGACGGCCACGGGCAGGACGGCAGCGGCCCGCUUCCCGAGGAGCUCUUCCUGCUGCUGCAGUCCUUGGUCAUGGCCACCCACGAGAAGGACACGGAAGCCGUCAAGUCGCUGCAGGUGGAGAUGUGGCCCCUGUUGAGCGCCGAGCAGAACCACCUCCUGCACCUCGUUCUGCAGGAAACCAUCUCCCCGUCGGGCCAGGGGAUCUGACGAGUCACUCCCAGCGACUCUGUGCCUGUCCCCGAACCUCACGCACCCGCCUGCGCGUUUACGGGGACACAAGAGGCGUUGACCCGGCGCUUCUGCCUUUGCAGUGUAUCUUACCCCUGUUGCCACCAGAGGAAUGCGGUUGACUACAAGUUACGUUGUUUCCACAAUAGUGGCAGAAAAGAAACCAUAUGGUAGAAUCGGAGUAGAGUCUCCGAUUCUCUUCCCCAGAAACGGCAACAGAACCAUGAGAGCCCCUUCCGCCCCCUUUCCUCUUCUGUUUUCACCCACCUGUCCCCACCCACCCCUCUUCCCCCGCAAGGCUCCCCUCCCCCCGCGUCCUUCUUUCCGACUGAGGACUAAUUUGCACAGCUCUGGCUCGCUACUUCAGCUGCAUGAUGUUUUCACGGUGACUCUGAUUGCUUAGCGUAUUUCGAUGUCCGCCUGCGUGAUCGCCCAGUUCCCCCUGUGUUUCACGCGCCCCGUACGUGUUCGUGGGAAUCACUGGAUUCAGUACUAGGCUGUUGUCGCUACAGCCCUCGGUCCAUGAUAAAGCCAUUCUGACCCUCCUAGCUUGUGGUUCGGAUUUACCUCAUCUAUGAAAGGGGAAUAGCUUAUCUCCCUGGCAGGAGGCGGCAAGCAGAAGCAGAUAGCUCCCUUUUAGCUCCAAGAUGGAUUCGUUCAUUCGAAGUGGACAGUGUGCCUAUGAAUCUACAGAGGUCAUUUGCGAUGUGGCCUUUCUCAGCUGCAGUGCGAAUGUGUUCGGUGCAGAGCGGGGUGGGAGUGGGGCGGGGCGAGGGCGGGGCGGGCCCCAGAGCAGAGGUGUCAGCUGUGCUUUGCAGUUUCCAGUUCUGGCUCCGUUUCGAGAGGUGCGGGUAGUCCACGGGGCAGCUUUCAUUUGUGUGCGGAUCCUUCUACAAAUCUUAGUAACUCAAAUGUGUAAAAUCAGCACGCUGCUUUGGUAUUGUGUGAUCGUGUGUGUGCCAGACUGUGCCCUUGUUCCCCAAAAGCAGGAUGGCGUUCCAUUUUUAAACACUAAAUUUCCAAGGCGUUUUGGUCCAGACGUUGCAUGCAAACCGACUUAGCUGUUUUCUCAAAUUCAAUUUUAUUUUCUUUAGUGUUGAGAGUGAUGGUAGGAACUCUUCAGAAUAUAAUCUCAUUCUCAUUCAUUCGGCUUGGGAAAACGCAUCCUUUAGGCUGAAGUUGUAGACAGCACUAAUCUUUUGAGGUGAGAUUUAAGGACACAGUUUGGGAACAGAUCUUGGUUUUGUGUAUUUGGGGGGGGGAGGGGGAAUAUGUGGAGUGUUGUCACUAUGGGUUAAGUGUCCCCAAAUGGAUGGGACUUUUAGGGUAUUCUUUUCUACUUCUGUUUCAGCAGUGUGGAAGCAGUGGCUAAGGAAGUGUAGGGGAGGCCCGUUUGGGACAGAUUCGGCCACCCUUCCUGUGCUCUCACUUGGCUGCCGGGAAGGGUCUUUCCGAGCCCUAAAGGCCUAGUGCAGCUUGUUGCCGAAGUGGCAAGGGUGCUCGCUCCCUUGUGCUUUUGCUUUUUCUGGUACACUCUUGUCAGCCUGGGCUGCAGCCCUGGCCGCCUUCCUUACUGUCCUCGUGACAAGAAUGCUUCGGAAUUAUGGGCUGUGGCUGGUGACAGCAUUUGGGUUUGGGCGCAAGGAAAAGCCUCCUUAGACCUCUGGUCUGAACUCCUUGCUUUGAGGAGGUGGGGGGAGGGAGUACCAGAGAGCCUGGUAUUGGGUAUACGAGCAGUAUUAGAGUUCUCCAGAGAAACAAAAACAACAGAAUCAAUCUCUCUCUCUCUCUCUCUCUCUCUCUCUCUCUCUCUCUCUCUCUCUCUCUCUCUCUCUCUAUAUAUAUAUAUAUAUAUAUAUAUAUAUAUAUAUGUAAUUAUUCCAUGAUAUCAGUGUUUAACAGUACCUGUUUUAAAAGGUAUAUUUAAAAAAUGAAACAUAUAGAAUCUCAUUACAGAUCAGCCUUAACAGAUGAACAUUUGGAUUGAUUUUAAUGGUAGGGAACACUAACUUUGUACCAUAGUUAAGUAAAAUGUUGUCCCCCCAAAAUAACUGUAAUCUUCGCAUGAAUAGACCUGUAUUACAAAAAUUAUUA